This is a messenger RNA of Myodes glareolus (Bank vole), 981 nucleotides long. The record is from RefSeq and is a predicted model, not a curated record. NCBI's taxonomy places the organism in Eukaryota, Metazoa, Chordata, Mammalia, Rodentia, Cricetidae.
UGCACACUAGAGAGUGCUAUUGUGUAAAAUGUGUUUUUCAGAUCCACUUCUAACAUUACUGAUGCUUUCUUGAAAAGUGAAGAAAUGGUUUUGAAUUUUAUUAUGGAAGUGAUUUUCUUCUUCAUGACUGUGUUUGGCACUCUGGGGAAUAUCUCUGUUUCUGUGAAUAAUAUGAUCAGUUGGUGGAGAGGCCCUGAGAAGAAACCCAUACACAUUAUUUUCAUCCACUUGGCUUUUACAAAUAUCAUGAUCCUUCUUGCAAAAGGAUUGCCAAAGACAUUGGCAGCUUUUGGUUUGAGAAACUUCCCAGAUGACAUAGAAUGUAAGAUUUUCAUUUACCUGCAGAGGGUGGCCCGUGGUGUCUCCAUCUGCACCAGCGGUCUCCUCACUGUGGUUCAGGCCAUCAUCAUCAGUCCCAGAGCAUCUGGAUGGAGGAGGCUCAGACCAAAGUCUGCAUGGCAUAUCCUUUCAUUCUUUUCAUUCUUUUGGAUACUCAAUGCUUUAAUAGGUAUGAAUCUAAUUCAGUCUGUCACAAGUACAAGCCUGAAUAUAUCACAGUUUAAGAGUGAAGAUGACAACUGUUAUUUUAUGCAAGAAAGUCAGAAAACAAAAUGGAUUGUUCUCCCUCUCAUGGUCUUGAGAGAUACUGUGUUUCAGGGAGCAAUGGGAGGUGCCAGUGGCUACAUGGUACUUCUUCUCCACAAGCACCACCAGCAUGUCCUCUACCUUCAGAACCCCGAGCUUCUCUAUAGAACUCCCCCUGAGCUGAGAGAUGCUCAGAGUGUCCUCUGUCUGAUGCUCUGUUUUGUUUUCUUCUAUUGGACUGACUGUGCUGUCUCUCUAAUUUUAAGUAUCUCUUUAAGGAACAAUACUUUGAUGGCAAAUGUUCAAAAGUUUCUGGCUCUUGGCUAUGCAACUUUUAGUCCUGUUGUGUUGAUUCACAGGCAUGGACUUCUGCCUGAGUGUUGGCAUGCUCAGUGA